Molecule: messenger RNA, 2634 nt
Organism: Durotheca rogersii
Lineage: Eukaryota; Fungi; Ascomycota; Sordariomycetes; Xylariales; Xylariaceae
Product: ATP-dependent RNA helicase MAK5
Exons: 3
Coding region: 1-2328 (775 amino acids)
Cellular component (GO): nucleolus
Molecular function (GO): RNA helicase activity; nucleic acid binding; ATP binding
Source: RefSeq, a predicted model, not a curated record
AUGGACGGGGUCAAGAAGCGGAAGGCAGGCGGGCAACCCGCGACCGCGCCGGCAAAGAAGAAGUCUAGGACGCAUCAAUCCAUCCGAAAAUCCAUCAAAACAACGAAAACGAAAACGGCCGUCAGCGUCGACUCCUUGCGAUGGCACAAAGCGAAACUCCCAGAUAUGGUCAACGAUGCCGAAGGUUUCUAUGGCCUAGAGGAGGUCGAAGACGUCGAGGUCGUACGCAAAGACGAUAAUACCGUCGAAUUCAGAGCAGCUCAACCUCCACCGGACGAACCGGACCAGCCCGAAAGUGAUGGUGAAUUUCAAGGAUUCGACGAUGAUAUCAGUACAAAAAGGACGCCUCGUGACAAAAAUUCAAACCCGGAGGCGACAUCUGCCAAGGGUAACGAAGCAGAAGUGGCAGAUUCCGCCGAUGUUCCGAUAGACAAUAGGGAAUCUCAAAAGAGACAGAAGAAGAAGAAGAAAAAGGAGGAAGGAAAGAAUGGGGGCAAGAUAGAAGAUACGGAGCUAGAGACCGACGUAUUUUCUAAAGUCAACAACGCGGACGAGCAGGACGAUGAAGUCGAUGUAUCCGCGUGGGCGUCGUUAGAUCUGUCACGCCAAAUCCUCGGCUCGCUCUCGAAGUUGAAAUUUGCGAAACCAACCCCCAUUCAAACUGCUGCGAUACCUCAUAUUCUAGCCGGUCACGAUGUUAUCGGCAAGGCCUCUACAGGAUCAGGAAAAACGCUGGCAUUUGCCAUUCCGAUCGUCGAGAAGUGGCUGGAGUUAUUGGAAGAAGGCGGGGUCAAAACGAGUUCUAAGAUUCCGUUUGCCUUGAUUCUUUCGCCCACUAGAGAGCUUGCGCAUCAGCUCACAGAGCAUAUCAGCAAUCUCUGCUCUGGGUUGUCUGACUCGCCCUACGUCUGCUCGGUCACCGGAGGCCUGUCCGUCCAGAAGCAGCAAAGGCAACUAAUCAAAGCGGAUAUCGUGGUUGGAACGCCGGGGAGAUUGUGGGAAGUCCUUGGCUCUAGCUCGGAGCUGAUGAGAAAUUUCCAGAAGAUCCAGUAUCUGGUGGUAGAUGAAGCCGACAGACUGUUGACAGAGGGGCAUUUCAAGGAAGCGGCUGAGAUCUUGGAUGCCUUGGAUCGAUUGGAAACGGACGAAGACCAGGAAGAAGCGCAGGAAGCGGCCUCUUCUUCGCCGCGACAAACCCUCGUGUUCUCGGCAACCUUCCAUAAGGGCUUGCAGCAAAAGCUAGCCGGGAGAGGCCGGUACAACCUAAUGAGCGACCAAGACUCGAUGGAGUAUCUGUUGAAGAAGUUGAAAUUCCGGGAAGACAAGCCCAAAUUCAUUGACGUGAACCCGGUCUCCCAAAUGGCGGAGGGGCUCAAAGAGGGCCUGAUUGAGUGCGGAGCGAUGGAAAAGGACUUGUACCUGUACACGCUCCUCCUCCUGCACCCCAACGUGCGGACGCUCGUCUUCACGAACUCAAUCAGCUCCGUCCGGCGGAUCGCGCCGAUGCUCCAGAACCUCAACCUGCAGGCGCAGGCGCUGCACUCUCAGAUGCCGCAGAAGGCGCGCCUGCGCUCCAUCGAGCGCUUCACCGGCGCCAAGCCGGGGCCGGGGCCCGGGGGGCCGCGAGGCAAGUCGGCGGCGAUCCUCGUCGCGACGGACGUCGCCGCGCGCGGGCUCGACAUCGCGGGCGUCGACCUCGUCGUCCACUACCACGUGCCGCGCGCGGCGGACGCGUACGUGCACCGGUCGGGGCGGACGGCGCGCGGCGCGCGGACGGGGCUCAGCGUGCUGCUGUGCGCGCCGGAGGAGGUGACGCCGACGCGGCGGCUGAUCGCGAAGGUGCACGCGCUGGGGGGCGGCGGCGCGUCGGCGACGCCGCAGGGGGGGGGCCUCUUCUUCGUGCAGACGCUGGACGUCGACCGGCGGCUGGCGGCGCGGCUGCGGCCGCGCGUCGCGCUGGCGAAGCGCCUCGCCGACGUCGCGCUGGCCAAGGAGAAGGGCGCCAAGGACGACGACUGGCUGCGCGGCGCCGCCGAGGAGCUGGGCGUCAGCGAUGACGACGACGCCGACGCCGACGCCGACGCCGGCCACUGGGGCGGCCGCGGCUCCGCCCGCCGCCGCCGCGCCCUCGCCGCCCGCGCCACCCCCAAGGCCGAGGUCGCCGCCCUGCGCGCCCAGCUGCGCGCCCUCCUCGCGCGCCGCGUCAACGCCGGCGGCGUCAGCGAGCGCUACAUCGCCACCGGCGCCGUCGACGUCGACGCCCUGCUGCGCGGCGCCGCUGGCGACUUCCUCGGCACUGUCGAGGGCCUCGACGUCAGCGCGCUGUGAGGGCGGGGACCGGGGUUGCGGUGGAAGAAAGGUGUCAUUUACCCGAGACAUACUCCCCGAACGCGGGUCGCAGAGGACCCCCCGCGCGAGAAAACGGGCUUCGAGAUAUGGCUUGAGCGGAGGGGACAACCUCUCGAUACUCCUGUGAUAGGGGAAUCUAUCCCGGUAACCUUGCUUAUCAGCUCUGGCGUCCCCUCUUUGACAUCGCGACGUCCUCGCAUCCCCAUGUAGAUCGUGUACAGCCUGCGUCGUUUAGCUCGCCCAUCGAGUCCCAGACUUGGAUGACAACUGGGCAACACAGCUCUA